AUGAUUCGAACUUCAGUAAGACGUUUAACAACAAAAGUAUUCUCUAAUCCAAAACCAUUAGCGCCAAGUAAACCAAAAGCAUCUGUUGAUUUUGAUAAUUAUUUUCAAGAUGAACUUGAACUUCGACUUCUUGCUGGAAAAGGUGGCGAUGGAAAAUCGUCAUUUUCAAAAACAUUUCAGAAUGAAUUCGGAGGACCGAAUGGAGGAGACGGUGGCAAUGGUGCUCACAUUAUCCUUCAAGCGUCAAAAUACCAUUCAUCAUUAAACAACAUUAAAAAUGUAUUUAAAGCAGACAAUGGAGAGCCAGGCGACUCAAAUUUUAAAAAGGGCAAAUCAGCUGAACAUCUUAUUGUUGAAGUACCUGUAGGCACAAUUGUGAGAAAAAUCAAUGGAAAUAUUGCUUGUGAGUUAAAAAAACAUGAACAAAGAUUUAUUGCUGCUCGAGGAGGUCUAGGUGGCAAAGGUAAUUAUUAUUUUCUAUCAAAUAUGAAUCGAGCACCCGUUGAAUGUGAAUUGGGUGCCAAUGGUGACAAGAAAAAAUAUAAACUUGAACUUCAACUCAUAGCACAUUUUGGAUUGCUUGGAUUUCCGAAUGCUGGCAAAAGUAGUCUGCUACGAGCUAUAUCAAGGGCACGACCGAUUGUUGGUGAUUAUGAAUUUACAACGCGGCAACCACAACUUGGCUCAAUUGAAUAUGAUGAUUUCGUACAAAUUCAUGUGGCUGAUAUUCCUGGUAUUGUACCCGGUGCUAGUAAACAAGAACUAGGUUUAGGCAGUAAAUUUCUACGUCACAUUGAACGAUGUUUAGCAUUACUUCUUAUUAUUGAUAUGAGUGCUGAACGUCCCUGGGAGCAAUAUGAUUUAUUAAUGAAAGAAUUACGUGAAUACAAAACGGAUUUGACUAAAAAGCCGAUUACUAUUAUUGGAAAUAAAAUGGAUGAUCAUGAUGCUAAACUUCAACUUGAACAAACACGACAGUAUCUUCCAUAUCCACUCCUACCGAUAUCGACUGUAGAAAAAAUAAAUAUUGAUAAAUUGUUGUUAUAUUUAAGAAAACAAUAUGAUGAAUUGAUCACGGAUGAAUGGCGUGAUCGAAUAAAAUAA
Molecule: messenger RNA, 1104 nt
Organism: Rotaria socialis
Lineage: Eukaryota; Metazoa; Rotifera; Eurotatoria; Philodinida; Philodinidae
Source: the annotation of a GenBank genome assembly